Bicyclus anynana (squinting bush brown) is the source of this 8342-nucleotide messenger RNA. RefSeq names its product heparin sulfate O-sulfotransferase (gene Hs2st). The record is from RefSeq and is a predicted model, not a curated record. Gene Ontology annotation, molecular function: heparan sulfate 2-sulfotransferase activity. Bases 756 to 1778 code for a protein of 340 amino acids. The transcript is spliced from 5 exons. Gene Ontology annotation, cellular component: membrane. NCBI's taxonomy places the organism in Eukaryota, Metazoa, Arthropoda, Insecta, Lepidoptera, Nymphalidae.
AUAGCCAUGUAUGGAGUAUCGGUAAAUGGUACUAAAUUAUCGAAAUUCGUAAUACGAUUGGCAAAGCUUCUACUGCUUAUGGCUUGGUUAGAAAUUCUCUAUUUUAUGAAGUCGAAGUCUAGAAUAACAAAACAAGUCUGACAUAGUCACCAAAAGAUUUGUUAAAUAAAUGAACAACUAAAAAUGUUUACCAUGCUAAUUUGUAAGCUUGAUCGAUACUUGUAAACUAAUUUAAAAAAUGUAAAGUUUGUGGUAUUGUAGUGAUAAUCUCUGGAUCUACUAAAUCAAUCUUGAAAAUUAUUUUAAGUUCUGCUAGAGUCUAGAGUCAAGUUUUCGGGAGUGUCUUAUUGUAUUCUGUAUUCUCACGAGAACGGGAACUACUCGGCUGCAACCAAGGAGCGUCGGCUAUUAUAAGUAUAACUUAUGAAUGUAAAAGUUAAAUUGAGUACUAUCGAUGUAUUUUGGUUAUUUGUGAAGGAACAUCACUAACAGAAUCGCACAGUAUGGUUUUGACGUUGACAUUAUUAUCGCUUGACACCUAACAUUUUUGACAUGAAUUUUACGGCGAAUAGAAUAAAUAUACUUGCUCAAUGCGACUUCAAUAAUAGAAAACUACAUAUAUUUUCUAGUGUGGGUGUCCCGUGGUAGUGGGAUUGUUUAUAUUUAUAAUGUGCUCGUAUUUAAAUUAUGCCAGUGCCAUUAUCAGUGUAGCGUAGCCUGCGGUUUCGUAUGUAAUACGUUGUGUGUAGUGUAACAUGUUGAACGUCCACAAACUAUGGCUUUUAACAAGUCUCUGUGUGAUUGUGACCAUCGUUCUAUAUUUCCAGUCAGAAAUAGCACGUUUGGAAGACAGUUACCGCAAAUUGGAGUUCAGAAUAGCGCAGUCCCACACAGAUUCUCGGCAAUUCUUCCCAAAAGAGACACAAAAAGAUGACGAAGACCUGGUUGUUAUAUACAACAGAGUACCCAAAACAGGAUCCACAAGUUUUGUCGGUGUGGCAUAUGAUUUGUGUAAGAAAAACCACUUUAAAGUCCUGCAUAUCAAUAUAACGGCCAACAUGCAUGUAAUGUCAUUAAAUAAUCAGUACAAGUUUGCUCAAAAUGUGACCAGAUGGCAUGAUGUGAAGCCCGCUCUGUACCACGGCCAUAUGGCAUUUCUUAAUUUUGAUAGGUUAGGUACUACUUCCAAGCCUAUUUUUAUUAAUCUUAUAAGGAAACCAUUAGAUAGACUGGUUUCCUAUUACUACUUCCUGAGACAUGGUGAUAACUUUCGACCACACUUAGUGAGAAAGAAGCAUGGCGAUAAAAUGACAUUUGACGAGUGUGUAGAGAAGUCUCAGCCGGACUGUGACCCUGACAACAUGUGGUUACAGGUGCCAUUUUUCUGUGGGCACGCUGCUGAAUGCUGGAAACCGGGCAGCGCCUGGGCUUUACAACAAGCUAAGCACAAUUUAGUAAACAAUUACCUAGUAGUGGGUGUCACUGAGGAAAUGUUAGACUUCAUAUCAGUGUUAGAACAAGUUCUACCCCGUCUCUUCAAAGGCGCAACAGAACAUUACCUCAGCAGCAACAAAUCCCAUCUGAGACAAACCAGUUCCAAGAUAGACCCAUCACAACGAACCAUAGAGAUCAUAGAGCAAUCGAAUGUGUGGAAAAUGGAGAACGAACUCUAUGAAUUUGCGUUAGAACAUUUUAAAUUCGUCAAAAGGAAAAUUUUAUUACGAGAAACGAACAGUGUCGCGCAAGUGUAUUUCUACGAGAAAAUACGACCGAAAUGAUACCUUGUUUUGUGGGGGAUAUAGUUGAAUUUACUGUGGUUGAAUUGACAUGGGUAUUUCAUGAGAAGCGAAGCGAAUUUUUGUAUAAUUAGGUAAAUGUACUCCUCAAUCAUUUUGUGUAAAAGCAUACCAUGCAAAAACUAAUGCUUGUUUGCUUGUUUCUUAUUUAAAUUAAUAUUAUAUACCUUGAAAGAUGUUAAUGAUGAAAAUGCUUUAAAACAGCUUUUAGUUUUCAGAUAAAUUUAUUAGAAGAGGUGGAAUUCGGCAUACUACUAGUAAGUUUACUAAACAAACAAAUAAUAUGACAAAAUUUUCUAUAGUCAUAUUUUUGUCUGCCUGUCUGCUUCACAUGAAAUACCCACUUUGAAAUUCUUGUGACAAACGAAAGCUGUAUUGUAUUUGUAGGCACACAAUAUUAGAAUCCUUUUAGAGUAUCAAAAUAUAAAACAAUGUUUUAAAGUAAAAACCAAGAGUCUUGUUAGGUGACAGAAGAAACGUAUUGUGUUGUGAGUUAGCAAAUUAUGUACGAACUAAUGAAAAUCCAAAUUUUUCCAACAGCCAAAUCCAAACAGCAUUUCAAAUCCUAACCGUAAUACUUUAUAACAUUAUCUAAAAUUUACUAAUUGCAAAAAAAUAGUAAAAUUCAGAAGGUCUAUGUAUUCGUAGGUAUAAAGAUAACGUUUGAUAAUGUUACAUAACAAUGACGUCAUUCGCAUUUUCAGUACUGCAGCGCUAAUUCUGUAACGAUGUUUUUAUAAUACGACAAUGUAAGUCUCGAAUUCGUCUCUAUCUCUCUUUGUCUAACACAGUACUACAGAUAGAGAGAGGUAGAGUCAAAUUCGUAACUAAACCAGCGCUGCAUGCUCUUUUUAUAUAAAGAGUAUGUAGCAUUAAGCUGAGUUGGGUCCCUUUACUGGGUAUUGUCCUGACGAUUAAUAGAACAAAUUGUUUUGUGUGGCCUAAUAAAGCUUUUUUCUUUCUUCUUUCUUCCUAACUCACACUGUCGAAAAACAUCGUAAUGACGCUACUGUCAAUGCGGUGCGUUCAACUUGAUUAUCGGUAUAACAUUGUACUGUAGUCUAUAUUAGUAUUUGUAUGUGUUAAAUAAACAUUCCAUUAGUGUUAAUAAGUUGUAAUAACAAAUUAUCUUUUUGUUAUUUAUUUAUAACUGAUGUUAAUGAGAAGUGUUACGUAAUCUCUUAUCAAAAGACCAAACGGGAGAGUUAAGGGCCUCAUUCACGAUCCAACAUGUAUGUCCCAAGUCGUCGGUACAUACAUAAUAUGUGAGUUUUACUAGAAGUUUUAGUGGAAGAAAUAUUUCCGAAAGCUUUUGUUUUCUAUUUAUUUAAGGUUAUAUUGCUCCAACAACAAUUCAAAGUAUAAAUUGGAAAGGCUAUUAUAAUAAAUAUAGUAUAAUAGGUAGUUACUAUUUUUUUUUAUAUACAGGAUGUCCCGUAAUAAAUGGAGAAAUGCAAAUGAUAGAUACACUACCUAAUUAUCUAAAACUAAUGGAAUAGUUGUGAAAAAAUCCCUAGGGAGGCCACGUUAUAUAUUUUUUUCGAAUUUUAAAAAAAAUUCUAUCUUGAAAAAACAGAUUCACGAUAGAAAAAAUUUAAAAUCCGAAAAAAUAUAUAACUCGAUCACUUACAAAACUAUUCAAGUUCGUUUGCGUUUUAUCCAUUAAUUACAGACACCCUGUACUUUAUUUUAAAGAUUCAUACAGCACGUAAUUAUUUUUUUUAACAAAUUGAUAUUUGAAAAGAAGUAAUUUCGUUUGCAAAUAAUCUCUGAUCCCUGUUACGAUUAUCCCUUUAAUAAACACGAUUAUUACCAGUGGCCUUGUAUACUUAGUGCAAUAUUUUAGAAUUUAGUGGGAAUGUAGCAUGCGCGAUAGUGAACACGGCCCUUUAAUGUGUUGUGAAAUAAUUAUAAUAGGUACUAAUUGGUAGUUAAAUUAUUAUUAAAAGACAAGUCUUUAUUUGUGUAAAUAUAAGCUGUUACGUUAUACGUCUAAUUUGACUUGCUUUUUUAUUGACAGUUAUUUGCGGAGAAAUUCCAAUUUAUAUAUUUAAGGCUCAUUGGAUUCACUCGGCAACUGAUCAGCAUCGCCUUUGAGGGAUACUAUACUUUGUACGGAGUACUAAGGGUGUACGCUCACUACAUCAUUUCCUGAACGCCUCACCAGCAGGCUGAGCACUCGUAGACGUCGAGUGGACCACUCGGUGAUCACCGUUGCUUGGUGUUUACCUUAUGUUGUCCACACGCGGGUUCCUAAUGCACGUACGUUCGCGAGUGAUGUACGCGCGAGGGCCAUCCAUCUUUGACAUUUAUUGAUAUUGACAGGUGGCGUCCAUCCGUGGACCACCUGACGUUGACUAGUUGACAGGUGGCGUCCGUCCGUGGACCACCUGACGUUGACUAGUUGACAGGUGGCGUCCAUCCGUGGGCCAUCUGAUGUUCGCUGAUUGACACCGAUCGAUUAUAAUUAGUGGUAAUCGAUCGAGUUCAAGUGCCGAGUCGUUCCAGUGAGGUAUGAUCUUUAUUUUAAUAUGACAUUACUAAAUUUCUUAUCAGAUAUCUUAUUUGCUGAUAUCUUUUUUUUAAUGUUCUAAUAGGGAUGAUGACAGUUUUUUAAAUUGUAUAUAAAUUAAGAGUAUACUAAUAGUAAAGCAAUUUUGUAAAAGGAACAGGGUAUCUGCGAUCAUUACUUUCGGAGCUACAGAGAUUUAAAGAGUCAGAUUUGCGGCGCUGCCGCGGAUCCCUGAAAAACGUCCCAUACAAAAUGGCUCGAAAAAAUGACGUCAUAGGUAAUGUAAUGAUCGUUAGAUUUGUAUGCGCGUUCAAACAAAAUUACUAAUAUCUUUGUUAUUUGUGCGUUUAUCUUUGUAGUUCAUAUAUAAAAAAAUGUCACAUUUAAUGUAAGGAAGCUAAAACUGUAUGAAUUUUCAUCUAAUUACGAUAAAAUUUUUUUAAUAGUUUUGAAAUUUUAUAACCUCAUUUAUUUUGCAAAUAUCCAGACAAUCUUUGCUUUUUAUGUAUAAAUUAGUUAACAUUGACCCUAUUUACCCGAAUGUAUCAUAAAAAUCAAUAUAUUCAAACCUAGUCAUCAUCCCCAUUGGUGUUACACAAUAUGUCGUAUGAACUUUAUAGCUACGUUUAUUUAAUUAAUAAAAUUAAUGUCGGAUAGUUAUUUUUUUGUAUAAAACUCAAUUAGCAAACUCACAGUAAACUAGGUUACUAAUUAUUUCAAUUACAGUCAACUAGGUUACUAACUGUUGGCCUAUUUAUAAUACGUUAGUAAGUUAUCUAUUAAUUUUGCUGCUAAGUUUAAUUAUUUAUUAUUUACUUUAUAAAAAAAGUUGAAAGAAUAAUUCUGUUUUAGAUUAGAUUUCAUAAAAAUAUUCAUUUGUAAUUAAUAGUUGUCAUAUACUUUAUUGCAUAUACAAGAUCACAAUAACAGUAAGUAAUAAAAUAAUGUAAAAUGUUAGCUCUCCAAGGUUUUAUUGGUACAGGUAUGAGUAUUAAGCAUUUUGUUGUCAACUAAAAGAGGGCUUGCAACUGAAAACAAAUGUUUAAACAGAGAAUAUACUGUACACUACUAGAGUUUGGCUUAUUAUAGUAGAGACAGAAAUCUCCCGCCAAAUUAAAAAAAAUCGGAGUAAAUUCUCAAAAUUAUAGUGCAAAUAUUGGAAUAAUUGAGUUUAAUACUUAUAGUAUAGGUAGUAAUGUAUUCACAAACAAAAAAAAUUAAACAAAUUAUGAAAACGAGACUUAGUCGCUUACAAUGGGGUUUGUGAGAAGGCUCAGAGUCACGAGCUAGAUGGAACGAGCUAUGUUAGGAGUAUCUCUGAGUGAUCGAAUCAGAAAUGAGGAGAUCCGCAGAAGAACCAAAGUCACCAACAUAGCUCAACGAGUUGCGAAGCUGAAGUAGCAAUAGGCGGGGCACAUAGUUCGAAGAGCCGAUGGACGUUGGGGUCCCAAAGUGCUGGAAUGGUGACCCCGCACUAGUAAGCGCAGUGUUGGUCGAGUUGCAGGGAUUCGCUGGAUGCAGGCUCAGUAUUGUGAUGUUUGAAAGUCCCUAUAAAAGGCCUAUGUCCUGCAGUGGUCGUCCAUCGGCUGAUGUGAUAAUGAUAAAAACGCAUGUUUUUUUAAUUUGUUUAAAUUAUUUUUUUUACGUUUGGCAGUCGAUUUCAGUAAAUACUCUCAUUAGCCAAAUUUAUAGUUACUACUACUGUAUUAUACUGUACUGUAGUAUAAUACACUGAGGUGUUAAUCAGUGACAACCUUUUGUGGUUACAGAUAGAUACUCAAUAGUAGUGAAUUGUAUUUUUUUUUAAAUGCAUCCGUUUCUUGGCGCAUUUAUUAGACACUUAAGCAAUGUUCUUCCAUUUUAACUGUUUAUUUUAUAAUACUUUAUGUAUUGUGUUUUUAUAUAAUAUUACUAUAUUAUAUUUUAUAUACAAACACAGUCUGCCAUUAACAUAUUGAUUGUUUUUUUUUGUGAAAUCGAGAAAAUACGGCGGCAUAUUAUGAAAAUCAUAUACGAGCUUAAUAUGGUAUUUUUUUGAUAUUUUUUCGAUAUCCGGAAUUUUACUAUAGUCUGCUUUAGUCCGAAAAUUCCUACCUGGUUUUUAUGAAUAACAAGCUCAACCUGCCUAAAUUCAAAGGGUUUAUAUUGUAUUUAUAGAUACACGACGUUUAGAAUUUAGAAAAAAAAAUGAAAAUCUUGCUUUAAUUUUUUUUCAAUAAUUCUUUUAAUUUUCUAAUUAAUUCAAGUUUAAUCUUAAUAAAAUAAUUAUGUAAUGCGAUCUUAUGUUGCUUAACUGAUACAGUUCAUACCUUAUUCUUUUGAGGCGACUACUAAAGUCACCAUGCAUGCUUGCAUAAGUUUUUUCAUUUUGUAUUUCUAUUUUUACAUAGUUUUGAAAUUUAAAAAAAACUCCAAAAACUUCGAAAAAUCUCUCUAGAUUUUUAUAUAUUGAGAAAAUGUUAUGCGUGAAAAUAGUUUCCUUUUUUUGUAAUUUUUAGAUUAGUUAUUGACAAUAUAUGAGGUGACUAAAAUAUAAACGUGAAGUUUGUACUAAUAACACCAAUUGUUAUAAUUUUUUUGUAUAGCUAAUACUUCUCUAUAGCAAUGGCCUAAUAGAAAGGUUUAUUUAUUAAUAGAAGAAGACAAAAUAAAUAUUUAAGUUACAAUUUUAAAAAGUUAAUCACUAAUACUCGAUAAUGGCCGGUGCAUAUCUGGCAUGACGCAGCGUUACUGUCAAACUGAAGUUGAAAAUUAAUAAACUUCGACAGGAGACUGAUUCACUACACGUGUUAGUAGUUUUUAAUUUUAUUUUUAACGUUAAUAAAAUGAAAAUUUGGUAGCAGUUUGAUAUUAAAAAUGCGCUUCUUUGCCCUCACCCUCCCCACACCAGAUAUGCACUGGCCUUAAGGUUCAAGGUACGUAAAAGAAAUUAAUAGAAUUGUAGACCCUGCGCCAUUUCAUUUAAAUCAAAUCAAAAAUCAUUUAUUUCAAGUAGGCUUAGUUUACAAGCACUUUUGACACGUCAGUUGACUAUUUGUAAAGAUUCUACCACCGGUUCGGAAGGCAGGUUCUGCUGAGAAGAUACCGGCAAGAAACUCAACAGUUGCUCUUUCUUGUUCUAGUUAACUAUUCUUAUAUCACUGCCCCAUUUUGAAGUUUUACAAAUCUUUAAAAUACAAUAAGCUGGGCUUUUCGGUAUUCCUUAUCUCUGUAUUGCUUUCAGUAAUUAAUAGCCACCUCAUUUUUUUAUAACCUGGUCUUACAGCUCUUGAAUGCUCUAGCCCUUUUGAACCUUCUUAUUUCUUCCAGCAGCAAGAAUUUUACAAAUCGGUUCAGUAGUUUCAGAACUUAUUCAAUGCAAACAAACGAACUAUCAAUCUUACCUUUUUGUAAUAUUAGUAGGUUAUACCUACAUAUACAUAGAUAUACAUUAUUAUUACUUUAUAAACACUGUUUUUUUUUGUAGAAACACUUUAAAUAGCCCGGGAUCCGUGAAACAUAUUUACAAGUGAUCACUUUCUAGUCAACAGGGGCGUCUUGUUCUAACAACACGAUUCCCACCGAGUUACCUUUUAAAAAUCCAUUUAUACUCCUAACAUAUUAUUGUAAUUUAUUUUAUAUGCUCGAAAUCGGUAUAUCAUUACCACACUCUUUCUAUCUAGAUUUUUCGUAAGUAAAAUAGUUGAGCGUCUCAUCAUGAUGACCUACUCACGAAAAAUUAACUAGAUAGUAAUCACUUGUAAAGUUUCACGGAUCCCGAGCUAAAACCUUAUUGUGAAAAUUCGAAAUCCUUUUUUUUUUUUUUGUUUUAACUGUUAUUUUUGUUACUAACACAAUAUGAAUUGAUAAAUGUACUUACCUAACUCGCUUGUGAAACUAUUUACCUACAAAUUGUUUUCUAUGUUAAUCUGUACUUAGUUAUUCUAUUUAUUAAGGAUGUUUAUUAUUUUUAUUAUUAUUAAAAUAUGCCGGAAUCUCUGACAACACCAGUUGUAAUGCAGUAUAAUAAAUUGAUUUAUUCUUUUUAUUUACAA